This is a messenger RNA of Triticum urartu, 1544 nucleotides long. Its product is annotated as UDP-glycosyltransferase 87A2. Gene Ontology annotation, molecular function: UDP-glycosyltransferase activity. The record is from RefSeq and is a predicted model, not a curated record. Lineage: Eukaryota; Viridiplantae; Streptophyta; Magnoliopsida; Poales; Poaceae.
AUUUGAUCAGCCGAUUGUCGAUGAUUAAUUUUAUGGUGCAACAACAAACUUACUGCAGAGUACGUAGUACUUUAUGGCCCAACAGCGUAUACUCCAAGAAAAGCCAUCCAAAUUGAACGCACGGGACAGUGAUCGUGCACCUACAAAACAAAGAGACGCGCCCAGAUCAAAUAAUCAUGGCGGAUGCCGCUCUCGCCGAUCACCCACCAUGCCACGUCGUGGCACUGCCGUAUCCCGGCCGCGGCCACGUCAACGCGAUGCUGAGCCUGUGCCGCCUGCUCGCCGCACGCGGCGUCGCCACCACGGUCAUCCUCACCGAGGAGUGGGUUGGUCUGGUUGGCGCAGCAGAGCCGCCCCUACCGGCGCGCGUCCGCUUGACCGCCAUCCCCAACGUCAUCCCCUCGGAGCACGGCCGCGCCGCCGACUACCCUGGCUUCUCCGACGCCGUUAACACCAGGAUGGAGGCCCCCGUGGAGCGGCUCCUCGAGCUCGAGGGGAUGCUGCAAUCACCGGAGAUGGCGGCCGUCGUGGUCGUGGCCGACUUGUUGUUGCAGUGGGUGGUGCCCAUGGCGUUGAGAAGGGGCGUGAAGGCCUGCACGUUCUGCCCCUUCUCCGCCACCAACUUCGCCGCCAUGUACCACUUCGAGCGCCUCAUGGCGGGCAGCAGCUUGGCCGUCGAGGAUCCGAUGUGGGAUCAGCCCAUCCCUGGUCAUGCUUGCUUAACAAUGCGCGAGGUUCAGCCGAUCUUGUCCGGCGAGGCCAGUCGAGGGCGAUUCAAGGCGAGAAUUCGCAGUGCCCGGGCAGGUCAGUGCGUGCUCUUCUCCUCGUUUUACGAGCUCGAAGCCGGCGUCAUGGACUCGCUCGUCUCCGACCCUUCGUCGCCCCGCGUGUACUCGAUUGGCCCCUGCAUCCCUUACACCACACUUGAAGAAGAACCGCGAGACGAGCACUCCUACUGGGCUUGGCUGGACACGCAGCCUGCAGGCUCCGUGUUGUACGUGUCGCUGGGCAGCUUCCUCUCGCUGCCGCCCUCCCAGCUCGCCGAGCUCGCCAUGGGGCUCGUCGCGAGCGACGUCAAGUUCCUGUGGGCGCUCCACGACCAAGCGCGCUCUCAGGUGCAGCCGCUGCUGGACGGCAACGGCGACGGGGUGCUCGUGCCGUGGUGCGACCAGCUCAAGGUGCUGUGCCAUCCUUCCGUUGGGGGUUUCCUGACGCACUGCGGCAUGAACUCUGUGCUGGAGGCGGUGUUUGCCGGCGUUCCGAUGCUCACCCUUCCCAUAGGCAUGGACCAGCCGACCAACAGCCGCCUGGUCGUCGACGUGUGGAAGAUUGGGUACAGCCUUAAAGAGAAGAUGCAGUCGGACGGCACCAUCACGAGGGAGCCGAUUGCUCGGGCCGUCGAGACGCUGAUGAGCUCCUCUGAUCUGCCAGAGAGCAAUGGGGUGAGGAGCAGAGCGCUCCUGUGGAGGGACGCUUCUCGUAGAGCCAUCCAAGAGGGUGGAUCUUCGUCCACUGACCUGAACUCUUUCUUAAGCUGUAUAUGA